This is a messenger RNA of Microthlaspi erraticum, 1629 nucleotides long. NCBI's taxonomy places the organism in Eukaryota, Viridiplantae, Streptophyta, Magnoliopsida, Brassicales, Brassicaceae. The record is from the annotation of a GenBank genome assembly.
AUGUUAUCCUUAUUAAACCCAGCGACGGAGAAGAAAGGAUUUCAGCGCGCAAUGGAAGCUCCGCCACGGAUUCGAGAAUCUGAAGAUAUCUUCGGCAAUGAGAACCUUUCCGGUGAAGUUGCAUCGGAGAGUUCCAGUUCCAAUGGCAAGAGGAAAUUUGAAAGCGCGUACGGCCUCUUCUGUGUCUUGAGAAAGAGACGUUCUAGGCACAAGUCUGUGGAUGAUGAUGAUAUGCUUCCGGAUUUAGAUUAUGCAGACAGCGAUGAUUGCCUAAGCCCCGAAAGUGACUUGAGGUUUGAAGUUCCUAAUUAUCUAGAGGAUGAGGAUGUGAUUUUAGUAGACACAGGGGAAUUUGAUGUUAUAUCAGAGAAUGAAGUUGGGGAAUUGAAAUCUCUGUCUAUAUGCAACUUUCCUUGGCCCUGUGAAGAUCUGGUUAGUAAUCUAUGCUCUGAGACUCAGAAUUCCAUCUUGUUGUUAGCUCCCGAUGAAGUUAACGAGGUGAAUGCUGUAAGGUCUAACGAAGAUGAGGUGUUAGCAACUCAGAAAUCCCAGUUUCUCAUUCGCUCUGAGCAUAGCAAUCGCAUAUCUAGCUUCCAUUCAGAAUGGAGCAAAAUCCAAUGCAGUUCUGAUAUCUUCAAGAAUGAUGACGACGCAAUGGAUGAAGCAGGAUAUGGACAUGUAGCCAACAUGCCUCUGUCUAUGCAGGAAUUAAGCAGCAAUGAUGAGCCAACACCGAUCAGCAUUGUUCCUCCUGACGGUGUGUCAAGCUCAAGCAUACAAACUUGUUCUCUUCCUAAGAUUGUCAGCUGUGGAAAUGAAUACAACGUUUGUGAUGACAAGGUUGGCCUUCCAAUACCUUUAACAAAAACCCUUGAAGGAACUAGUAGGCCGUGGUCAGUGUGUAGCUCUCUUGCUGCAGUCAAAACCGUGUCUCUAAUGGAAGAUUGCUCAGGUGCUUGUAAUCCCUUGGAUGAACAAUUAUGUGUGACUGUUAGUAGCUCUGAGGACAAGGAUGCAGAAUCUGCUCAAACCCCAUCAGUUCUAUAUCAGGAUGUCGUUGAUGGUGGCGAAGAUGAGAUUUGCUUUUCUGACAUUGACGCAAUGAUUCGCAAAUUGAAUCUACUCCCAGAUGAUUCAGAAUCAUGUUUAAACAGGGAAGAAAGGAACAUGUCUCGGAACCCAGGACAUAGAUUGCUUGGAUUGAAACACUGCACUACAACUUCCAUUCGAAGAGCAAUUAAGUCUCGAGGGGCAAUUGCCGUUCUCCGUUCUCGUGAUUCAAAGCAUUUGAUUAGAAAACACGAGGUAAUAAUUGGGAGAUCGUCUGAUGUGGACAUUGACUUGGGUCAAAAUGGUUAUGGGAACAAGAUAUCUCGGCGUCAGGCGUUGGUGAAGCUACAGAACAACGGAUCAUUCUUUUUAAAGAACCUUGGAAAGCGACCUAUCCUUGUCAAUGGGGACAAACUCGAUACACAACAGACUGUAACCCUGACAUCAUGUAGCUCAAUCGAUAUUGGAGGAAUAGUCUUUGCGUUCAAGAGUAACAAAGAAGCAGUGACACAAUUCUUGAAGAAGAGCAAACGGAGAAACAGCGAGGAGCACGACACCAAAUUCGGAUGGUGCGAAUAG